Molecule: messenger RNA, 3032 nt
Organism: Glossina fuscipes
Lineage: Eukaryota; Metazoa; Arthropoda; Insecta; Diptera; Glossinidae
Gene: Tret1-1
Product: facilitated trehalose transporter Tret1
Exons: 9
Coding region: 286-2802 (838 amino acids)
Biological process (GO): carbohydrate transport; transmembrane transport
Cellular component (GO): membrane
Molecular function (GO): sugar transmembrane transporter activity
Source: RefSeq, a predicted model, not a curated record
GCGGCCAAUGUUUAGCCUGUCGGUGUAUCGCUCAAGCGCUAUAUAAACAAGUUGCAUUUAAAAAUCACACUUUAGUUUGUACGCAUUCGAUAUAAAUAAAAGUGAAGACAACAACCUUUGUUUUAGCAACUGCUUGUUACUCAAUCGCAAAUAAAGAGCAUUUGAACAAAAAAGAGUGGAUUUGUCUCGUCUAUUGUUUAUUGAUGACAAGAGAAACUCCGCAUUUUAUCUUAUCAACGCGCUAAAAGAUAGAUCUCACGAAAAUACGCAUAAAUUAUUUGAAAGAUGAAUGGCAGAGAGAAUCGUGCCUACGGGCACAAUCUUAUAAGUAGUUCUAGCGCCACUAAGAAUUUAAAGGAUGAACUUUCAAGGGAGGAUCAAUCUUAUCAAAAUAGUUUGACUUCAUCGACAGCAGCAAACACUUUCGAUAAAAGUCUGCCAGAGGAUCCAUUCUUCCUACCGCCAUCUUCAAAUAGCUCAUCACAGUUUCUCGCGCCGCCUAAAAGACAAAGGAGUCCUGGUAUAUUUGAAAGAGAGUUUCCUUUAAAUUAUGGUCUCAUUAUACAAGCGGAUGACAUCAAUGAGCCGCCAUUGCCAGUAAAUAAAUCGAGAAUCACUUCACAUGAAAAACCAACACCGCUACCACUACCACCACCUCAGCAUUUUAUACAGCGUAACGCUAACUCGAUACCUUCAGAUGAUUUACAACGCAGUCAUCAAUCCUUAAGAGGUUCACGAAUAUCCUUUGAAAAAAAAGUUGAUGAUGAAAGCAGUGACGAAGACACUUUUGAAAAACGUCGCCUAGGCUAUCAAAAACAAAAGGCUCUCAGCGUAGAUCAAAAAGGCAUAUUGAGGGAUCUUAAAACUAUCCUAGCUAAUGAUAAUCGUCGACAAUAUCAGGCCAAAAAGCAUGUAUCGCUGGACGUCAAAGGCACUGGUUACUUGCGUGAUUUGUUAAAGGAUUCCUCAUCUGAAGAGGAGUUUCAUAAGACACGCUGCGAAUUUCAAGGACGUAAACAUCAAAGCUUAGAUUCGCGGGUUACAUUUAAUUUGGAAAAAGUUCUACAAGGCUCCAGUACCGAUACCGACGACGAAGUAGAUGAUGCGGAACAUAAACGAUUAUUACAUCGACCUAAAGACAUAACUAAACCGGUUAUAAUCGAUUUAAAAAAUCUAGUGCCAAGUGACGAAAGCGAAGAGGAUUAUUCACUGAAUCGGCAAAAUUUCCAGCAGCAACGAUCCAUUAGUAACGACUCAAGGAAAAGUUACCGUGUUUACGAAAUGGAUGAAGCGGGUCAUAUGAAAGGUGAAAACUUACGCAAUACGGUGCCAUUUGUACGACAAAUAACGGAAGAUGGCAAACCAAAAUUAGAAGUUUAUCGUCCCACCACAAAUCCUAUAUUCAUAUGGACUCAGGUCUUAGCAGCUUUUAGCGUAUCAUUAGGAUCAUUAGUAGUAGGUUUCUCAUCGGCUUACACUUCGCCCGCCUUGGUAUCCAUGACAGAUGGUAACGUCACCUCAUUUCUUGUAACGGAACAAUCAGGUUCUUGGGUCGGUGGUAUAAUGCCUUUGGCUGGUUUGGCUGGCGGCAUAGCAGGUGGUCCUUUGAUCGAGUAUUUGGGAAGGCGGAAUACUAUUCUAGCCACAGCUGUACCUUUUAUAAUAUCUUGGCUUCUAAUAGCUUGUGCUGUUAAUAUAGUGAUGGUGUUGGCUGGACGGGCUUUAGCUGGAUUUUGUGUUGGCAUUGCUUCUUUGGCUUUGCCAGUGUACUUGGGCGAAACGAUACAGCCGGAAGUGCGUGGAACUUUAGGUUUAUUACCUACUGCUUUCGGCAAUGUUGGUAUACUAUUAUGCUUUACGGCCGGCACUUAUAUGAAUUGGUCAAUGCUGGCUUUCUUGGGAGCUGUUUUGCCAGUACCAUUUCUAAUACUUAUGUUUUUAAUACCGGAAACUCCGCGUUGGUAUGUCUCGCGUAAAAUGGAAGACAACGCUCGCAAAGCUUUGGUAUGGUUGCGAGGCAAACAAGCCGACGUUGAUCCAGAACUUAAAGGUCUUGUACGCAGUCAAGUUGAUGAUGAUCGCCAAGCAACCACAAAUCAAAUUUCUGAGCUAUUUAAGCGUAACAAUCUCAAGCCAUUAUCUAUUUCUUUGGGUUUGAUGUUUUUCCAACAGUUCAGCGGCAUAAAUGCCGUUAUUUUCUAUACUGUUUCGAUUUUUAAAGAUGCCGGCUCCACGAUUGAUAAUAACUUAUGCACGAUUAUAGUGGGUUUAGUUAAUUUUAUAGCCACAUUUAUGGCCACCGUGUUAAUUGAUAGAUUGGGUAGAAAGGUUCUUUUGUAUAUUUCGGAUGUGGCCAUGAUAAUGACUUUAUUUACGUUGGGCGGCUUUUUCUACUGCAAGGAGAGCGGAAUGAAUAUCACCCAAAUUGGAUGGUUGCCUUUAGCCAGUUUUGUUAUUUAUGUAGUAGGAUUCUCUUUGGGUUUCGGACCCAUACCUUGGUUAAUGAUGGGCGAAAUCUUACCAGCCAAAAUAAGAGGAACAGCUGCCUCGGUGGCUACAGCUUUCAAUUGGACUUGUACAUUCAUUGUAACCAAAACUUAUCAGGACAUGAUAGAUUCGAUUGGCGCUCACGGAGCUUUUUGGUUAUUUGGCGUUGUUUGCUUCAUUGGUUUGUUCUUUGUGAUUUUCUACGUACCUGAAACCCAGGGCAAAUCUCUGGAAGAUAUCGAACGUAAAAUGAUGGGUCGCGUACGCCGUAUGUCGUCGUUAGCCAAUAUUAAACCGUUAUCUUUUAACAUGUAACAGAUUUUAAUGAUAAUUUAUUGUUAUUAUUAUUCCACUUUCUCACUUGACGAACAUCUAUCAUCAUUAACUUUAUUUUUUUACUUGUUACAUCCUCAUCUCUACUUCGGAUUUAUUGUAAAGCCAAAUAUUAGUGCAAGUAAUAUUUAAUCACAUAAUAAUAUAAAAAAUUAUACCAUUUGUUUCUUUCUCCUCUCUCGCCCUUUCCAUCCAUUACAGAGUACUUAGUU